Messenger RNA from Coregonus sp. 'balchen', 1899 nucleotides. NCBI's taxonomy places the organism in Eukaryota, Metazoa, Chordata, Actinopteri, Salmoniformes, Salmonidae. The record is from the annotation of a GenBank genome assembly.
AUGGAGAACCUCCACUCCUCUAACACCUCGAUCUUGGACCCCACCCCCCUGGAUUUCGUCAUCCUGAUUUCAAGCAUUGUCCUGGGGCUGUGUGCUGGGCCUCCCUGGUAACAUAGCUGUCCUGGUGGUCAUCCUGUGCCGCUCGCCCCGACGCCCUAACUUUAGCCUGUGCCUCAUGCUGAUCCUGGUGUCCUCCAACAUCCUAUGCCUGGCCACUGUGCCCCUGUGGAUCUACACUGAGUCUGCAAAACAUUAGGAAAGCCUUACUAAUAUUGAGUUGCACUCCCUUUUACCCUCAGAACAGCUUCAAUUUGUUGGGGCAUGCAUUCUACAAGGUGUCAAAAGUGUUCCACAGGGAUGCUGGCCCAUGUUGAUUACAAUGCUUCCCACAGUUGAGUCAAGUUGGCUGGUAGUGGAUCUCUACUUCGAAUAGCUCGUUCCAUCUUAUCCCACAGAUGCUCAAUUGUAUUGAGAACUGGUGACUGGGCAGACCACUGCAGUAAGCUGAAUUCACUGUCAUAUUCGUGGAAUCAUUCCUGGACAAUCCUAGCCUUGUGGCAUGCGGCAUUAUCCUGCUGAAAUAAUCUAUUCGCAGAUGGAAACACUGCUGCCAUGAAGGGUUGCACCUGUUAGUCAAUGAUGUUCAGAUAUCCUGUGGCAUUCAAACGUUGCUCCACUUUUAUCAAUGUGUGCCAUGAAAACAUACCCCACACCAUCACACCACCACCAGCCUGUACUCACGUGGUUUUCUCCAUACCCUAGUCCUCCCAUCAGCGUGAAACAGCAGGAACCGGAAUUCAUCAGACCAGACAAUGUUUUUCCACUUCUCCAGUGUCCAGUGUUUUCGUUCCUUAGCUCACUGCAACCACAGUUUCUUGUUUUUUGCUGACAUAAGUGGAACUCUGUAAGGUUGUCGGCUGCCAUACCCCAUUCGUCUCAAGGUACGACGAGUUGUGCAUUCUUUUAUGGGUCUUUGGGCACCAAUGUUGUACUGGACUAACUGUAGUCCGUCUGUUGCUCUGCACUCCUUUGUCCCCUUUAUCAAUUACCCGUUUUCGACCACUGGCCUGCCAUUGGCUGGAUGUCCUUUGGGUGGUGGAUCAUUGUUGAUACACACUGGAUACUGUUGAGCGUGAAAAACCCAGCAGUGUUGCAGUUUUUGUCACACUCAAACUGGUGCGCCUGGCACCUAGUACCAUACCCUGUUCAAAGACAUUUAAUUAUUUUGUCUUGCCCAUUCACCCUCUGAAUGGCACAAAUACACAAUCCAUGUCUCAAUUGUCUCAAGGCUUAAAAAUCCUUCUUUAACCUGUCUCCUCCCCUUUAUCUACACUGCUUUAAGUGGAUUUAAGAAGUAGCUUUCACCUGGAUUCAACUGGUCAGUCUAUGUCAUGGAAAGAGCAGGUGUCCUUAAUGUUUUGUAUACUCAGUGUAUAGCUUGAAACUAUCUUCUUAGUGUUGUGUGCUACAUUUUAACAUUUCUAUUUGUGAGAAUCAGGUUGGCUGUAGCCUGAAUGACAAAAUCGGAAGUAUCUCUCUCUCUCUUUCUCUCUCUCUCUCUCUCUCUCUCUCAGACUCUGUUUUCUAGUGUACAGACUGUUUUAACUGUAUCUAUUUUGGGGUGUCCAGCACCUGCAAAAAAACAAGAUUAGAAGUCUACUGUUUUCCAGAUAGCUCUUAGAUAUCUUACUAUUUCACCGACCAUAGAGAACCUCAACUCCAACACCUCUAUCUUAUUCAACUCCUCCAACACCUUGUCUUAUUCUUUCACUGACCAUGGAGAACCUCAACUCCUCCAACACCUCGGGCCACCUGAUUUCGAGCAUCGUCUUGGGGCUGUGCUGUGUGCUGGGCCUUCCUGGUAACAUAGCUGUCCUGGUGGUCAUUGUGCGCUGCUAG